This is a messenger RNA of Nicotiana tabacum (common tobacco), 1183 nucleotides long. NCBI's taxonomy places the organism in Eukaryota, Viridiplantae, Streptophyta, Magnoliopsida, Solanales, Solanaceae. The record is from RefSeq and is a predicted model, not a curated record.
GUUUACAGAAGGUAUAAGCAGUACUAUCAACAGCUACAAGCAGUUGUGGCAUCUUUUGAAUCUGUUCCUGGACUUGGGAAUGCCGCACCAUUUGCAAAACUGUCUCUAAAAGCUUUGUCCAAACACUUUAGGUGCCUUAAAAAUGCCAUCACUGACCAACUGCAGUACACAGGCAAAUCUCCAAAUUGCGAAAGUGAUAAUUCAAUCCCGAGAGCUGGAAAUCCUGCAGGGAAAGACAUUUAUUUCCAAAGACAAGCAAUUCAUAAUGCUGGAUUUGUUGACCAUCAGCCUGUUUGGCGACCACAAAGAGGGCUACCGGAGCGUGCAGUAAUUGUUCUCCGGGCAUGGUUGUUUGACCAUUUUUUGCACCCUUAUCCCACAGACUCUGACAAAGUAAUGUUGGCGAAACAGACUGGUCUUUCAAGGAAUCAGGUUUCUAACUGGUUCAUCAAUGCGAGAGUUAGACUAUGGAAGCCUAUGGUAGAAGAGAUACACAAUCUUGAAACUCGGCAAGCUCAGAAAGCAGCUUCACAAAGAGAGGGACAAAACAAAAACAAUCCCAUCGAACAUUUUCCAACGAGUAAUUCACUUCCAUCUGAACAUCCAUCUACGUCUUCACAACAAUUUCAUGAUGUUCCAUCAAAGCGAACACGAAAUAAUGAUCCAAGUGAAACUCAUUUAGGAGGUGAUGAUCAGGAGACGAUGAAUUUAUCGUAUGACAAUUUUUCGCCUCAUUCUCAUGUGGGAAUUGAUCAAAUGAGUGCAUCAGCUGGAAAUGGUGGCGUGUCGUUAACAUUGGGACUUCAUCAGAACAAUAAUGUAAGUAUUGGUUUAUCAGGUUCCUUCCCAAGAAAUGCAGCUCGGCGUUUUGGUAUCGAUGCAAAUAACGAAGGAUUCAUGUUUGGUGGAUUUGAAACACAAAAUCGUCAGUUAGGAAGAGAUAAUAAUAUUAUUGGAGGGCAGCUGCUUCAUGAUUUUGUUGGUUAAAAAAUAUUUUCCUGCUUCUUCAUUUAUAGAAUGUUAGAAAGAAUUCACUACUCCAUACUAUCUUUGGAUAACAAAUUAUUGGUAAAACCAUCUUUUUUACACAGUAAUCUUAGUAGGUUUCUCAUCAGCACUACUUGUAUGGUUCUUAAAGAUUUUGUUUCCUUAGACCAAUAUUUUGCGACUGUUUCUUGGUUCA